Messenger RNA from Pezoporus flaviventris, 1343 nucleotides. RefSeq names its product platelet endothelial aggregation receptor 1-like. Gene Ontology annotation, molecular function: protein binding. The record is from RefSeq and is a predicted model, not a curated record. NCBI's taxonomy places the organism in Eukaryota, Metazoa, Chordata, Aves, Psittaciformes, Psittacidae. Gene Ontology annotation, cellular component: membrane.
CCGCGAUAGGGAGGUGCCGGGAUGCAGCGUCGGGAUGCCGGGAUGAGGCUGCGUGGGGCCACCCAGCGCGGCCGUGCCUCAGUUUCCCCUUGGCACAGGCCGGGGCUGGGAUCGAGGAAUGCUGAAGGCAGCCCCAUGGGGAUGCCGGAUCCUGCUCCGGAGCCGGGGGUGGAGGGUGUGGAUCGGGAAUGCGGUGGGGCAGAGGGUGAAGCCGCGGUCUCUCCGUGCAGGAUGGUGCUGCGGGCUGCGGCGCUGGCGCUGCACCUCUGCCUCCUGUCCGCGCUCCGGCCCAGCGACCCCAACGUCUGCAGCUACUGGGAGAGCUUCACGGUGGCGGUGAAGGAGUCCUACACCAAACCCCACGUCGUGUCCUCCGGCGAGCCCUGCCCCACGGUGAUGGGCACCUCCCUGCCCUGCCCGCAGCAGAGGAUCGUGCACCGCACCGAGUACCGGCAGGCGCUGCGCACCGAGUCCCGCCGGCGCUACCAGUGCUGCCAGGGCUACUACGAGAGCCGGGGGACCUGCGUCCCGCGCUGCUCGCAGGAGUGUGUCCAUGGGCGCUGCGUGGCUCCGGAGCGGUGCCAGUGCGAGCCCGGCUGGCGAGGAGCAGACUGCUCCAGCGGCUGUGACGAGCGCUCCUGGGGCCCCGACUGCUCCCAGCGCUGCGAGUGCCACCACGGAGCCCCCUGCGACCCCCUCAGCGGCGCCUGCUCCUGCCCCGCCGGCUUCGCGGCUCCGCGCUGCCGCGAUCCCUGCCCCGACGGCACCUACGGCCGCGGCUGCCGCCUGCGCUGCGCCUCCCCCCGCGCCGCCUGCGACGCCUCCACCGGCGCCUGCCGCUGCCCCCCGGAGCUCGCCGGGCCCCUCUGCGAGGUGCCGUGCCCCGAGGGGACCCCCUGCGACACCCCCUGCCCCUGCCAGAACGGGGGCCUCUGCCACCCCCCCGGCACCAGCUCCUGCGUCUGCCCGCACGGAUGGAUGGGGGAGAUCUGCUCCGUGCCGUGCCCCCCCGGGCGCUUCGGGCCCGGCUGCCAGGGCGAGUGUCACUGCCACAACGGGGGACGCUGUGACCCCAAGGGAGGGCAGUGCCAGUGUGCCCCCGGCUUCACCGGAGAGCAGUGCCGGGAGCGGUGCCCCGUGGGGCGCUACGGGCCCGACUGCCGGGAGCGCUGCGACUGCGCCAACGGCGGCCGCUGCUUCCACGUGGACGGCGGCUGCUUGUGCGAGGCCGGGUUCCAGGGCAGCCGCUGCGAGGAGCGGCGCUGCCAGCCCGGGCUCUACGGGAUCCACUGCGAGAGCCGCUGCCUCUGCCACCCGCAGCACAGCCAGAGGUGGGACACACA